AUGCCAUUCUUAGGUUUUAUGUUCAUGGCUACUGGGUCACAUGGAGGCUCUCAUUCAGUUGAUGAAAGGCGCAGCAACCACAAUGCUAAUGACGAAGACGACGACGAUGACUACAGCUACCAUGAAAGCUAUGAUGAUGAUUGCAGCUACCAUGAAGACAACGAUCAUGUCCAGUACUCCAAUGAAAACGAUGAUGAUGACCACUCCAUUGACAAGGUUGAUGACGAUGGCUGCUCCCAAAGCGAUGAUGAUCACCACUCUUCUGAACAGUGA
Messenger RNA from Miscanthus lutarioriparius, 273 nucleotides. Lineage: Eukaryota; Viridiplantae; Streptophyta; Magnoliopsida; Poales; Poaceae. The record is from the annotation of a GenBank genome assembly.